UUAAUGGAAUUGUGACGGAAGAUCCGAUGCAAAGCGAGUUAUAGAAUCUUUUUCUUGUUGUUUUUCGUUUAGCGCCCGAGUCCAAAUAGAUCACGUGACCAACACGGAAGUACCAGGAAAAAGUAGAAAAGUUUUAUAUUUCUAUUUGGGGAGAAUACGUAAAAAAUAGGAUGUGGAAGGCAUCAGCAGGUCAUAAUGCAAAUGUGAAUGUAUCUAAUGGAGAUGACGAUGACUGGGAGACAGAUCCUGACUUUGUGAAUGAUGUUAGUGAGAAAGAACAAAGAUGGGGAGCCAAGACUGUAGAGGGCUCUGGACACCAAGGCUCCAUCAGUAUUAGCAAGCUGCGUGAGGAUGUAACACACGAUGACACAAAGGUCAAGGCCAAAGAGGCUGAGGCUGGCCCUAAAGCGUCAUAUGGCUAUGGAGGCAAAUUUGGUGUAGAGAAAGAUAAACAAGAUAAGAGUGCCGUUGGCCAUGACUACCAAGCUAAGCUAGCUGCUCACGCCAGUCAAACAGAUUCAGCUAAAGGCUUUGGAGGAAAAUAUGGAGUUCAGAAAGACAGAGUGGACAAAGCUGCAGUCGGAUUUGAGUAUGAUGGGAAAACAGAUAAACAUGAAUCCCAGAAAGAUUACGCCAAAGGAUUUGGAGGCAAAUAUGGCGUCCAGAAAGACAGAGUUGAUAAAUCUGCUGUUGGUUGGGAACAUCAUGAGGAGACAGCAAAGCAUGAAUCACAAAGAGAUUAUGCUAAAGGGUUCGGUGGCAAGUAUGGCGUCCAGGCUGAUAGAAUGGACCAAUCAGCUGUGGGCUGGGACCAUAUUGAACGUGUUGAUAAGCAUGAGUCACAAAAAGACUACUCUGCAGGAUUUGGAGGAAAAUAUGGUGUUCAGACUGACAGGGUGGACAAAUCUGCAGUAGGCUACGAACACCAGGAAAAAUUAGCCCAACACGAUUCACAAAAAGAUUAUUCUGCCGGUUUUGGUGGCAAAUAUGGCGUCCAGACAGACAGAGUUGACCAAUCUGCAGUUGGCUUUGAACACCAAGAAAAACUCUCACAACACGAUUCACAAAAAGACUAUGCCCAGGGAUUUGGAGGGAAAUAUGGAGUGCAAAGAGACAGGCAAGAUUCGGCUGCCAAGGGUUACGAUGAGGUCACAAAGACAGAACUCCACGAGUCACAGAAAGAUUUCAAAAAAGGAUUUGGUGGCAAGUUUGGAGUUGACACUGAACAUCAAGAUCAGGCUGCACAUGGGUAUGACGAAAUGGAAGCCCCAUCCCCGUCAUAUCAAAAACCAAGGGCUGAUUCUGGUUCCUCUGGGGCUAAAAAUUUACGAGCCAGAUUUGAGAAUAUGGCAAAACAGGGUGAGGAUGAUGCACGUAAAAGAGCAGAAGAGGAAAGAGCGAGAAGGAAAGCGAAAGAGGAUAAAGAGAGAGAAGAACAGCAGAGACAGAACAAAGAACGGUUUGCACGAGAAAAAGCUGAAAAAGAGGCCAGUCGGCCUGCUGCCCCAGCACCUCAAGCUGCAGCAGACAUGGUUUAUGACGAUGCUGCCAGUGCUGGUCCUGUAAGUACUGAGGGUGCAGAAACCAUAUAUAGUGAGGCCCAGAGUGUGGGUGAGGUUCAACCAGAGAGUGUAUACAGUGAUGCCACAAGCACCCCAGGGCAACAAGCUGAAGAGAGCAUAUAUAAUGAGGUGGAACCUAUGCCUUCAAGGGUGCCACCUCCAGCAGCUGCUAGUGCUCAGCAAGGAGAUGUUUAUGAAGACACCAACUUUGAGCCAGAGCCUAUCUAUAACACAGCAGAUCCAGCCGAGGGUGUCUACGAGGAUACUCCAGUUGUAGCAGCUACACCUCCCUCUAGUGGCACAAGUGCAAACCAAGAAAUAUAUGAUGAUACCCAAGCUGAAAAUGUAUAUGAGAGCGCACCUGAUGGUGAAAUCAAAGCAAAGGCAUUAUAUGAUUAUCAAGCCACUGAUGAUGAUGAACUGACCUUUGACCCAGAAGAGAUUAUCACAAAUAUUGAAAAGAUUGAUGAGGGUUGGUGGAGAGGCUCAUGUAGAGGCAAAGUUGGACUAUUUCCUGCAAAUUAUGUGCAAGAAUUUCAAUAAAUAUUCCUACGCCAGUUUACGGAACUACUUGCACAUACCAUUCAAAGAUGAUCUUAUGAUUAGAUAAGGAACAGUCAGUAGUGAACAGAUUAUGCAACUA
Owenia fusiformis is the source of this 2205-nucleotide messenger RNA. NCBI's taxonomy places the organism in Eukaryota, Metazoa, Annelida, Polychaeta, Sabellida, Oweniidae. The record is from the annotation of a GenBank genome assembly.